Conger conger (European conger) is the source of this 642-nucleotide messenger RNA. It is a transcript of the gene fgf8b, whose product is annotated as fibroblast growth factor 8b. Bases 1 to 642 code for a protein of 213 amino acids. NCBI's taxonomy places the organism in Eukaryota, Metazoa, Chordata, Actinopteri, Anguilliformes, Congridae. Gene Ontology annotation, cellular component: cytoplasm. The record is from RefSeq and is a predicted model, not a curated record. Gene Ontology annotation, molecular function: growth factor activity; type 2 fibroblast growth factor receptor binding; type 1 fibroblast growth factor receptor binding. The transcript is spliced from 4 exons. Gene Ontology annotation, biological process: positive regulation of gene expression; embryonic heart tube development; dorsal/ventral pattern formation.
AUGAAGCUAUGUGAUAAUAAAUUAAUGUUGUUUUUCAGGUUCUUCCAUUUAUGUGCCCUUUGCCUCUAUGCACAGGUGACCAUUCAGUCCCCGCCUAAUUUUACGCAGCAUGUGAAUGAGCAGUGCAAGCUUACUGACCGGAUGAGUCGUAGGGUCAUUCGAACCUACCAGCUCUACAGCCGGACAAGUGGCAAGCACGUGCAAGUUCUUGGAAACAGGAAAAUCAAUGCCAUGGCUGAAGACGGGGAUGUCCAUGCCAGGCUCAUCGUGGAGACGGAUACGUUCGGGAGCCGGGUUCGAAUACGAGGAGCGGAGACGGGGUAUUACGUCUGCAUGAACCACCGGGGGAAACUGGUGGGCAAGCGCCGCGGCCGGGGGAAGGACUGCAUCUUCACGGAGAUCGUGCUGGAGAACAACUACACGGCCCUGCGCAACGCCGAGCACCAGGGCUGGUACAUGGGCUUCACACGCCGGGGCCGGCCCCGCAAGGGCACCCACACGCGGCAGCACCAGAGGGAGGUGCACUUCAUGAAGCGCCCGCCCCGGGGCCCGGGCCACGGCGAGGGCCGGAGGCCCUUCCAUUUCAUCAACCACCCUCUCGGCAGGAGGACUAAACAUGUCCGCCAUUCGGGAGAGAGCUGA